Aplosporella prunicola CBS 121167 is the source of this 1279-nucleotide messenger RNA. RefSeq lists its product as uncharacterized. The transcript has 3 exons. The coding region runs from base 194 to 1048 and encodes 284 amino acids. The record is from RefSeq and is a predicted model, not a curated record. NCBI's taxonomy places the organism in Eukaryota, Fungi, Ascomycota, Dothideomycetes, Botryosphaeriales, Aplosporellaceae. Gene Ontology annotation, molecular function: calcium ion binding. Gene Ontology annotation, cellular component: cytosol; intracellular membrane-bounded organelle; membrane.
CUCUCUGUCUUUCCUUCCUCAAACCCCGCCCCGCCACGCCGCGCGAUGCUUGGAUCUCCCGCCUGUCGCCAAGAAGGGAACCGGCUCCCAAGACACACGCCUUUCGCCGUGAACCUACCGCCCUGCUGGAUCCUACCCGCUCCUCAAGUCCGCCGCCCGCGCCCCACCACCACGACUCCUCACCCACCUCGAUAUGGCCACCCAAGACGUCCCCAACCAGAGGCGUCGCCGCCAUAGCAUGUCGCUGCACGACGUGCGCAGCGCCCAUGUGCCACUGCUGCAACACGACGACACCCAAAUCAAAAUCGGAAGGACGCGCGGUGAGCACAUGCCGGAACCGGGAACCGAAAACUACAAGAGCUAUGCCACGCACCGCAAGCUCGCGCUGGAAAUGGCCCUAAAGGAGCUCCAGUGUGAACUCAACGCCCGGACUGCCGUGCAAUGCUUGAGCCUGGAGAACGAUAGGCUGAUCAUUCAAUAUCAUAGCCAGAGCAAGCUCACCCAGCAAGAGCUGAGUGACCUCCAGAAGGCCACCCACUUCGACAAGAAGGAGUUACAGCAAUGGUAUAAGGGAUUCCUGAAGGAUUGCCCCUCUGGCAUGCUCACCAAGGAGGAGUUCCAGAAGAUCUACAAGCAGUUCUUCCCCUUUGGCGAUCCAUCGUCAUUUGCAGAUUAUGUCUUUAACGUAUUCGACGCGGACAAGUCGGGCUCGAUCGACUUCAAGGAAUUUAUCUGCGCUCUGAGUGUCACCAGCCGAGGAAAGAUGGAGGACAAGCUCGACUGGGCAUUCCAGCUAUACGACAUUGACGGCGACGGCAAGAUCAGUUACGAGGAGAUGCUGGCUAUCGUUGAGGCGAUAUACAAGAUGGUCGGUUCCAUGGUUAAGCUGCCGGAGGACGAGGACACGCCCGAGAAGCGUGUGCGCAAGAUCUUCCGCAUGAUGGACAAGGACGAGAACGGCAGCCUGGACAUGGCUGAGUUCAAGGAGGGCUCCAAGAGGGACGAGACGAUUGUCUCUGCGCUUUCUCUCUACGACGGUCUUGUCUAGGCGUGGCUGUUUUUUGCCUUACCUUUUCUUCACUCUUUCCUGAGCUUGUGAUAUCACAUUGGGUUUCCCCUAAAGCAUUGGCGGAGGUUUUUGAUUUUAGCUUUGCUGCGGAAUGCACCCGGCAUGUCAACAGAUAUUGCACCGGGACAACACGCGAUGGCAUGGGCACGCGACAUUGAAUUGAAUGUAUUUCCCUUCAAGCGAAUAAUACCGGGGACGUGAAUGUGUGGC